Molecule: messenger RNA, 6534 nt
Organism: Vanessa tameamea
Lineage: Eukaryota; Metazoa; Arthropoda; Insecta; Lepidoptera; Nymphalidae
Gene: CdGAPr
Product: GTPase-activating protein CdGAPr
Exons: 20
Coding region: 694-5454 (1586 amino acids)
Biological process (GO): small GTPase-mediated signal transduction
Molecular function (GO): GTPase activator activity; protein binding
Source: RefSeq, a predicted model, not a curated record
GAUCGACCGCUUUCUGGCAGAAUUGCUACGAGGGGCGGAGGGGCGUGCUGUCAAAUCGAAUUAUGUCCCGCAGUUACGAUUCGCAUUAAUUUCGGUGAAAAAGCUUUUUCCUGAAUUAAUUUAGUCGCUAUAACGAUUUGAUGUCGAUCGAACGACGCCGAAACACGAAGAUACUCCGUGCACUUCGCGAACGCGUCGCUGCGUGUGUCCUUAGGGCCAGCUAUUUUUGUUUGUAGCCCAGUUUCACAGUAAAUAUUGUUUUUAAUGUCGAAAUGUGUUGAUGCAGUGAGUUUUUUUUAACUUCUUCCUCCGUUGCAGUGUCGUACUGAAGCGUGAAGUUGCAAAAAUCUUAUGAAAUCCGAUUCCGGUGUCAGAAUAAAGUGAUGUUUAGUUAAGUGCCAAAAGUAACUUAAUAUAAGCAAUCGAUACCAUUUUUGAACCCUAAAAAUGUUUAUAUUUAAUGUGUUCAGCGAGUGCAUCGAGCGCUACGACCACAUAUCUCUGACUCGCAUUGUUCAGUCUUUGAAAGCAUAACUAGAUUUGAAAGUGUAGUAUAGUUCUCUCUCAAAUGGCGGUAGGCUCGAUAUUAUUAUGUAUGACUGCUGUUCGAUCAUGAGAAGAGUGUUCGGUGCCUGCUCCGACGGCUGGCUGCUCUGCGGACAGAAUGUGAGCGGCCAGUAGCUGCCUGACUAUAUGUUGUCUGGCUCCCCCCACGGCUCCCCCCACGGCUCGGUGAUGUCGUGCCAGUCGCUGGCGGCGCGCGCGUUUGCCGAGCCAGACAAGGAUCCGCACUGCGCCUCGCGCGCCACCUUCCACAGAACGGUGCGCUUCAGUCCAGAUUCUAGAAGUCAGUCUAGAACUCCCAAUGACACUGAAUGCAAGCGAGAAACGUCAGGCUCGCUGUCGCUGAGCGCGCUGGCGGGCGCCAUGAGCCAGUCGGCGCCCGGCGCCGCGCAGGCCUUCGCGCUGCGGGACGCGUCGCCGCCCCCCUCGUGCCGCUUCCCCAAGCUGGAGGAGUGCGCGCACUUCCACUACGAGCGCGUGCGGCUGGGCGGCCUGCGCGUGUCGCUGGUGCCGUGCGACUCGCCCGCCGACUCGCCGAGUGAAGGCUGGGUGUGCCUGCGGGUGCGCUCGCACGUCAACGAGUCGCCGACGGCGUCGCGCGCGCUGUCGGCGAGCUGGACGGAGGCGAGCGACGUGCGCGAGUGGACGCUCACCCGCAACAAGGACAACUUCCUGCAGCUCGACGACAUACUGCACCGAUGUAUAUACGACCGUAAAGUGUCCGGGCUCCCGAACCUGAAGGACGCCAUGACGCCGGAGCUGCUGCAGGACGAGGACGAGUACAAGCAGCUCAUCUCGGACUACGUGCACCACCUGUCCAUCAUCGCGGACGACUCCAUCAACUGCGGGCCCGCCCUCAACUGGUUACAAAUGGACAAUAAGGGUCACAAGCUGCUCGUGUCGAACGAAGACUCGAGCUCCAUAAACACGCCGGCCGUGGCCGCCGCCUACUCCGUCCGGAAAUACGUGUCGCAGGCGCGGGACGAGAUCAGCUUCGAGGUCGGCGAUAUGAUAUCUAUAAUCGACAUGCCAGGCCCGCAGGAGUCCACGUGGUGGCGCGGCAAGCGCGGCUUCCGGGUGGGCUUCUUCCCCCACCACUGCGUCGCCGUCAUCGGGGACAAGGUGCCGCGACACAUGACGCAGCCGCCCCCCAUCGUCGGGUCAGUUGCAGUCGCUCCGAUCAAGCCUGUCCUCAGGAAGCACGGCAAGCUGAUCUCGCUGUUCCGAAGCUUCAUCCUGUCCAGGCCGUCGAGGCGGAGUCUGAAGCAGCAAGGAAUCCUGCGGGAGAGGGUGUUCGGCUGCGACCUGGGCGAGCACCUGCUGAACUGCGGACGCGAUGUGCCGCAGGUGCUGGCCGAGUGCGCCAGCGGCAUCGAGCGGCGCGGCGCCGUGGACGGCGUGUACCGGCUGUCGGGCGGCGCCGCGCUGACGCAGCGCCUGCGCGCCGCCUUCGACGCGGGCGCGCGCGUGGACCUCGCGCCGCCGCUGCAGCGCGACCCGCACGCGCUGGCCUCGCUGCUCAAGAUGUACUUCCGCGAGCUGCCCAACCCGCUGUGCACGUACCAGCUGUACGACGGCUUCGUGCGCGCCGUGCAGGCGCCCGACGAGCUGCGCCUGCGCGCCAUGCGCGACGUCGUCGUCAAGCUGCCGCCGCCGCACUACCGCACGCUGGCCUACCUGGCGCGCCACCUGCGCCGCGUGUCGCUGCUGAGCGCCUCCACCGGCAUGACGGCGCGCAACAUGGCCAUCGUGUGGGCCCCCAACCUGCUGCGCUCGCCCGAGCCGCAGCACGCGCUGCAGGGCGUGGCCGUGCAGGCCGUGGUCACCGAGUUCCUCAUCUGCUACGCAGAGGAGCUGUUCGCGCAGGAGCAGGGCGCCGACUCGGGGCCUAGCUCGCUCGAGCAGGACUGUUACGACUCUCAUGUGGAGCUGAGGUGUCUCAACGAAAUAAGCCGGCGGCCGAAGAGCCUGCCUCUCAACCCUCCCACCAAGCUGCUGAGCCUGGAGGAGGCCCGUCGCCGCGGUCGGGAGAUAAUCCCCCCCACUCUGCGACCCGCCGGACACGUGCCGCCCAAGUAUAUUGAGGUGGGGUCGGGUCCGAACAACCUACCGCAGUACCACACGAUACUGGAUCUCCCCGUGCCAGGCUCCAAGCGCGCCCUGAAGCGCUCCCCGUCCGGCUGGCGCGGCCUCUUCAGCCGCAGCAAGCGGCCGCCCAGCGCGCCGCCCGCGCCGCCCGCGCCGGUGAGUCGCACACACACACGCGCGCGCCCGCGCACACACGGCACACGAGCCCAGCGCACUGACGGCCGCUGCCCGCAGGCGCCGGGCCCGGCGGCGCUCCGGCCCGCCAAGUCGUGCGAGUCGCUGACGUCGGAGUCGGACGCGCUGCCGCCGCUGGCCGCCGCCGCCGCGCCGCUCAAGCAGCACACGCGCUCCGCCUCGUGCGACUCGUACUUCGAGCCGUGGCAGGCCGAGCUGGCCGGCAUGCGCCUGCGCCUGUCGCCGCAGGAGCGCGACCGCAACAUGUUCAGCGAGGAGGACGACGCCGCCGCGCUGGCGCCCAGCCCGCCCGACUCCGCGCCCGCCAGCGCCGCCGCUUCGCCGCGCCGCCCCGACGCCGACCCCGCCGAGAGGAAGCGAGCCGCGCUGGCGAGGCUGGAGGCGCAGGUGGCGCAGCUCGGGUACAUCGACGGCGACGCCGACGCCGCCGCCGACGGCCAGCCCGCCAAGAGAAUAUGCAAAGAUCGCGACAGUCCGCUGUCGUCGACCUCCGACUUCCAAACCUCCCUGACGAACGUGAAGCUCAGAGAUCGAAACUCGCCGAGGAAACAAAAAAACACAUCACGGUACAGCGGCUUACACAAUCCGGUUCUGACCGAUCCGGACAAGCCUCUAUCGCGACUGACGUGGCACGGGAAGGACGGGCAUUCCACUCUGAUCAAGAUCGACUGGCCGGCCGAGAACUCGUCCGUCAGCAACUUGACGACCAGCACCGUCAACUCGACGCCGGUGACGCCGGUCACUCCGGUCACUCCGGUCACUCCGGUCUACGACCCGCUCGAGAGCGACUCGGAGGUCAGCGACAACAAACACACGAUCACGAUCAAGAGCAGCGAUUGUAACAACUGCGAUGAGGAGAAGUGCCUCAAGUGCGAACUGAAAGCCACGGACUACGAGAACUUGAAGGAAAUGGCGCGCGACUACUCCGAGCACAACCUGCACGACAGUCUCGAGCCGAGCCCGCUGCACUCGACCGACAUCAGCUACCAGAAUCUCAACAGGCUGUCGGCUGUGUCGACGUCGUCCAACUCGGAGCAGCACUCCCACAAGAAAGAGUGUGACGUCAUGAAAGUGAUGACGUCCUCGCACGAGAGCUCGUCGAGCUACUCCAACCUUAGCUACAAACAAGAUGAGUUGUACGAGUGCUACAACUUCACGAGACCCAAUUACAUCAAUCUCUCGUCGAGUACGUCCAAGAGCUCGCCCGGGAGCCCUUUGAAGAGUCCGAUAAAAUCUACGAUCAGUAUAACGUUCAGAUCUCCCGUCAAGACUAAAACUCCCGACUACGAACCGAUAGGAAAUAGCGAGACUCCGACCAACGAGAGGGAUUCGGUGUACGAAGAUAUAGAUUUGGAGAAAAAUCUAUCCAUAGUCGAGGAUGCCAGUGUCCCGCAGACGGACGCAAGUCUGCCGACGCAACAGGCGUGCCAGCCGGAAGACUUCGACCACGAUCUCAUCAUACUCGAAACUCCGACUGAAUCCAAUGUGGACAACGGCGUAGAUGUGUACAGUCAGGUUAAAUUCUUCAAGAAAAGUAUAGAGGAAGUUAACGCUAUGAUACUUGAAACGCCCGAGAAAGAGACGGAAUAUGAAAAUGUAGCGUUUGCGGAAACGAGACAACGCGAAUACGAAAAUAUAAAUGUUGAUACUCUUAAAAUCUGUGAUAAAGUAGAAAUAAGUAGUGUAGAUACAGGGGAAAAGGAAUCUUUGGAGAGAGAAAACGGUAACGUCAUAAAGCCGAGAAUCGCGACAAAGAACUUAAACGUCAGAGAGUUGGCGAUACGGUUUGAAAGCCCAACGGAGCAAAAGGGACCGUUCACGUUCGAUAAAUUUAAGACCGACGUGAAGUACCCCACGUUAGAGCGAAAGGACGACAAACGAGAGGCGAGGAAGAAAGAGACGAAAAAUCCUCCGCCCAUUUCACCAAAAACUUACAAAUUAACGAAAAAUUCGAAUGCUAGAUCGCUGGACGAAAACGCAUUUAUUAAAGAAUUCGGUAACGAUAAGGACAGGCGAAGGAGCAUGGAGGUGAAAGACGUCAAGCGACAAUCGAAGUACUUCCCAGACCUGAAUUUGAACAUGGAGGAAUCGGAGACGAAACUGGAAAGCAUUACACCCACUACGGAAAACAAAUUAUCUCUGAUACAGAGAUUUGACGUCAAAAAGCCAACCGAUUUGAAAAAUAUAAUAGGCUUUGACACGGAGAAGAAGUUGAGUCGGGAAAGAAUCGAGAAAUAUAAGGAGGAGAGGAGGAAUUUCCUCAGGGAAAAGUACAGCUCGCAAUCGUUCAGAAGUAACCCCGAGCAGUUGACUCGCAUCAAACUAAAAAAAGACGAUAAGAAUGACUGUGAGAGGUUAAAAGAAGACCUGCCUAAGUUCGAACGGAGGAACACCGUCGACCUCGGGCAGAGGAUGCGCUUUUCCCUGGCCAGGAGUGCGAACAACCUGGACACCAUACCGUCCCCCGUGAGCCCUAGUGACGAGCUGCCUCGGAAUGGCGAGGCGAGUGAACGGGGCCGAGACGAGAGGAGAGACAAAAUAUCACCUUCAUACAACAUUCGCGACAUGGCCGCCAUUUUCGAGCAGAAAUCACAAAGCAACGGUUGACGCUCGCACCGUUAUAACGUGUAACGUCAAACGUUAUAACGUUAUGAAAAUAACAAUAAUCCCGUUGCGAGUGAAACCGUUAUUACUUAAGUUAUUUGAAAUCGUUUUUAUUGGAAGGCUUUUUGAAAAUGUAAUGUGUUUAAUGUUGGAUAAGAUUAAUUAUUUACUUAUAAUUGAAUUAGCUGAAUUUGUCAACGAAUUGUCGUCAGUGCACCGCACGUAGUAAAAUAAAUUCGAUCGUUACAAGGUUUGGCGUUAUUGUGCCGAUAAUGUAUUAAGUCUCAGGUCCGUUUGUUAAUUACGAGUUCGUUUGUAAACGCUGAUUGCAUUGUUACUUUUGGCUAAGUUUUAUUAAUUAAUUCUAAAAUAAAAAUAAAAAACUACAAGAGAAUGACACGACUAGCUCGAACGCCACCAUUCCGUGUCAACAAAGUUGUACUUUUCGUACAUAAAAACUAUUUACAUUCUAAACUUAAUGAAUAUAAACACAGAUGAAAUGUUAAAACUGUUGUAACUGUACGAAUGAUGACCGCGCUGAAUGGUGGCAGAGCGAUGGUGGCGCCGGCAACGUUACGUCAUUUUGAGAUCGCAGAUCUGAAUGUAUAACACUAAACUAGCAGAUAACGUUGUACGCAGUAACGUACAAGUUCGGAUGAUUCUUGUUAACUGUGAAUGGCCAUACUGAAUAUAAUUAUGUUUCUCGUGUAAUGAACUUGGAAGCGUAGGGAUCGUUGUUUGUUAUUAUUAUUUAUUUUUUAAACUGUAGUUUUAAUAUUUGACUCGAGAAAAUACUGCAUUGUUUGGUUUGGUGUCGCCAACUCUUGUAUCAUCUGUGUCUAAUAAUAAUCAAUGAAAAGAAACGAGAGUACUGUAAUUAUUAAUUUAUUUUGUCGUUGGAAGAUAUUGAAUCGGUAACGGGUUGUAUAAACAUUAUAACACAAUGGCCGAUACAACGAACAGCAACAAUAUUGAGCGUAAGCGAAUUUUGAUCGCCCUCGAGACAAGAUUCAUUAAAAUAUAAACCUCACUAUAGUUGACUUUUGAUUUCGUUUGAUUACUAAACUAAAGUUAAAUUAAUUU